UAAACCUUUGCACCAAAAACUUUCUCCAUAAUUCCGUUGCGUGCAUCAACGAGCUUCACCAAAAAUCGACAUACCAAAACUACACUUGUGCAUCUUAAUGAUAUUUCCAUCCUUAGUGUACUUUUCUUCCGUCACAAAUUUCCCCUCUGUCGCGUUGAUUUGACCGUUAUAGUCCACGCCAGCUAAAAGGGAUAAAACGGUCAUCCCCCUACUACAAAUUAUACAAUACCUAGCGGUACUAGCCAGCCGCGUCGGAAACCCACAAAUCACCACAACUCAUCGCAUCGCAGCGCAUCGCGUUCAACUCCUGCGACCCCGUACCCAUCAUUUCGACUACCAUAGUUCGCAACGUUGAAUUCCCCAUUGACUGCGCAACAUACCAGACAACAGGCUGUGGUGCGUUAGGUCGACCCUGCAUGCGCCUGCGAUCGUUUUCCUACCACAGCCAUGGAGAACAAGAGAAAGGCCAGCGGCGUCAAUGGCCUCGAGUCAUCAGUAAUUGAUACUAAUGAUCGUGCUGCAAAGCGUCGCAGACUGCAGGAGGAAUUCGGUGAUCUCUCGAACGGCGAAACUGCUGAAUCUACCACGGCAUACGGAUUGAACAUCCUAGAAUCAAUCAGAGCAACAACCGACAAGAAUGGCCGUUCAGUCUCACCGUAUUUUGAGAAGCUCCCUACUCGAAGCGAAGAUCCCGAUUAUUACAAGAAGAUUAGAUUGCCGCUCUCUCUAGAGUUGAUUGAACGCAAGCUCAAGAACCAUGAGUAUCUCAAGCUCUCUAUCCUAGAGAGUGACUUCAAACGUCUGGUUUCGAAUGCAAAGGAAGUUAACGAGCGCUCGUCCGUGGCUUUUGGCGAUGCAGAACGAGUCCGAAAAGCCGUUAGUAACUUGAUGGUCAAGUACAAUCCGGCAUAUAAGUCUGGCAAUUAUCAGGCUGUUGCUACCCCUCUACCUCCGACUCCUGAGCCCGAUGAGAAUGCAGACGAGGAAGAUGCGGAAGGUGAUGAAGAAGAUAACAAAGACCAUAUCGCUCAAGAUGUGCAACCAGAUCAAGAUGACGACGUAGAGGAAGCAGCCGAGGAAGAGGAAGAAGCUGAGGCAGAUGCAGAAGAAGUUGAAGAAGUCGAGAAUGAAGAGGAAGAUGGCGAAGGAGAGGAUGACGAGGAAGAAGAGGAAGAGGAGGAGGAAGAAGAAGAGGAAGACGAUGGUGAGCCGAGCCCCGUAGCCCGAAAACGACGACGCCCUGGCCGUCCACCCAAGAAUCCUGCUGCACAAGGUCGAAAGUCUGCAACACGUGGACCAACUCCAGCCAAGGCCGAUACUCAUUACGAGGACAAGCCGUAUAAAGGCCUGAGUUUCCAGCAGGCACAGGAGAAGAUUGUCGAAGAGAUGCUACGAAAGAAAGAUGAGAGUGGCGAAUAUCCAUACUUCGAACCAUUCAUCUAUCUACCACCACGAACCUUGAAGGAUUACUAUGAGAUCAUUGCUGAACCCUUGUCGCUCAAGGCAUUGCAGAAGCAAGUUCGAGGUCAGCACGGUAGAGGGGGUGCGACCUAUGUUAGCGACUUCAAAGGCUGGGCUGCAUUUGAAGACCAGGCCAGUUUGAUCUGGAAAAAUGCGUAUCACUAUAAUGAGGACGGAAGUGAGAUCUCCCUCAUGGCUCAAGAACUCGAGCAAUUGUUUCAUGAACAAUUGAAGGAGGCGAAACUACACGUCCCAGAGCCGCCCCAGCCGAAGAUAAAGCUCAAGAUGCCACCUAACUCGGAAACAGCCGUUCAUCCUAAGAAGAUAACGAUCCAUGUUGGUGGCAAGACGAGUGCGACGGGUUCGCCAGCACCUGUAACAGGCCAAUCCGGAGAAGGAGAGGCUACAGGUAGUAACGGUACUCCUACUAGCAGGAACCCAUUCGGCGGAUCGACGGCCACCUCGGUCAACUUGAGCCAACUCGAGAAGGCGAGAAGCCUAUCAGCUUCCGCUGGCCCUCCUAGCCCGUCGGCAGCGGGACUUACGAAGUCUGAAGGUGCUGUUCGACCGUCACCUGGAUUCGCCAACCAUCAGCAGUUUGCGCCUCCGGUAAUGCCGCCCUUGAGCGUCGUCCCGAAUGGUUCAGUUCCACCACCCCCUCCUGCUCCCAAACUAUCGGCCAUAGAUAUCCUUGAGGCGCAGAAGUACCGACCUCAUCCCAUUAAGGAAUCGGAGGCUAUUCUGCCUAAACUUGUUCUCUCAUCUCACCCUAGUCUCCAGCUGGAAAACAUAUUCUCAGUCACAUUUCUCGCUAGCCCUACCGAGUUCCAACAGGAACUCGUUUUCAACGCUCCUGCAACCCAUUUUCGCAUGCUCCUCAAGCCUCAGGUAGCACCGUUCCUAGAGGAGCAGCAACGCGAGUGGAAACUGAAUGUGUUCCACGAUACAGUACGUUUGUAUCCUUCGUCUGCUCCGUUCGACAAGCGAGGCGAGCCAGUUUUUGACACCACCUUCCACUUUGGGGUCAAUCGACUUGAAGUCUCUCUGAUCGCUGCGCUUCCAAAGGGUGAGAAGGCACCCAACGGGUUAAACAUGGAAAUGGAGAAGAUUGUGGUGCAUUUCAACUUGCUCCGGCAUUCGUAAGAAGUUGGUUUGACUUUAAUGGUCGACAUUAGUGGACAUAGACUUCUAGCCAACAGGUCGGCAGAAUUCCUUAACCCACGCCUCCAGUUUCAUAGGUUGCCGGAUUUAUACUUGAGGGAAACUAUGGAGGGGCUCUAGCUAUGUACGUUCUAUACAGGGAACGAUUUGCUUCGAUGUAAGCAUUUGUACAAGUACUCUACACUCAUGGUGGUUCAUAAAGCCAUUAUAUGCAGAAAACGUCACUGUGAGUUUUGCUCCUACUAUGGCCUACAGCUAAAACACCCAGAUAGAUAGAUACACGUCUAGGUAGUUAAUCGCUUGAUAGCUGUACAAAGACAUGUUAUAAUAAUUUCGUACGAAUGAUAUGAGUGGGUUUUUUUUUUCGAAGGCAACCUGCAACUAUCAAAUUCUCAUAGUAGAGCUUGUACCUCAUCGGAGUGUCCGUGAACUUCAUCUUUUCUUCGGUCUGUCCUUGCGUAUCUAUAUAUCAAACUGUAUUUUAGUAGACGUUUGGGCGUUAAUUGAAAAGUACUAGGCUCGACGCACGAUUCAAUGUUUGGCUUUCAAAAGUCUUAAAGCUGGUGGGGUUGUGCUUAACAACGGAUGCCAAGAGGCUGGACCCUGGAUUUUGAGGUCCGUUUUGAGUACGUACAUAGUGAUUGUUGAAGGUACCCUAGGACGCUA
Messenger RNA from Annulohypoxylon truncatum, 3288 nucleotides. RefSeq names its product Bromodomain-containing protein. Gene Ontology annotation, molecular function: protein binding. The record is from RefSeq and is a predicted model, not a curated record. Gene Ontology annotation, cellular component: RSC-type complex. NCBI's taxonomy places the organism in Eukaryota, Fungi, Ascomycota, Sordariomycetes, Xylariales, Hypoxylaceae. The coding region runs from base 448 to 2604 and encodes 718 amino acids. Gene Ontology annotation, biological process: chromatin remodeling. The transcript is spliced from 6 exons.